AGUAGCAUAUAAAUUACUUAGAAGUUAGAAGAGUGCACCAUUACACCUCCUGACCUCCGUAGAAAUUUUGAAGGCAAUCGUCGCUUUCAUCUUCCCUAAAAACGCCAUGGACAACAACCCUCACCAAUCGCCGACAGCUGCUGCAGCUGCGGCGGCUCAGUCGGCACCAUAUCCACAGCAAACACCAUACCACCACCUCCUCCAACAACAACAGCAACAGCUCCAAAUGUUUUGGACUUACCAACGCCAAGAAAUCGAACAAGCCAACGAUUUCAGAAACCACCAACUUCCCCUCGCCCGCAUUAAAAAAAUCAUGAAAGCCGACGAAGACGUACGCAUGAUCUCCGCCGAAGCUCCAAUUCUCUUCGCCAAAGCGUGUGAACUCUUCAUUCUCGAACUCACGAUUCGUUCGUGGCUUCACGCCGAGGAAAACAAGCGCCGAACUUUACAGAAGAAUGACAUCGCUGCCGCGAUUACUCGUACCGAUAUAUUUGAUUUCCUCGUUGACAUUGUACCUAGGGAUGAGAUUAAGGACGAGAGCGGCGUUGUUGGGCUUGGGACGGGAAUGGUGGGCCCCUCUGCUAGUGGUGUGCCAUAUUAUUAUCCUCCAUUGGGCCAGCCUACUCCUCCGGGUGGAGUGAUGAUGGGUAGGCCUGCUGCUAUGGCUGGGGUUGAUCCGUCGGCUUUUUAUUCCCAGCCGCCGUCGCAGGCGUGGCAAUGGCAGACAACAGAGGAUAAUUCAUAUGCUAGUGGUGGAAGCAGUGGACAGGGUAACCUUGACGGUCAAACUUAAAAGAUCUCGUCAGCCGCUGGUUUGGAGGCUUAACAGCACAAGUACAACUAAUGGUUAUGGAUGCGGCAUGUAUUUCUUCUCUCAAAUGUGAAUCCACCUUUCUGCUACUGUCCAUGGGUACCGUAACGACCUGAAUCCUUUUCUGUAUAAAACUUCAAUCUUUUUGCGCUUCCUGGAUUUGACUCAUCAAAAUCUUUUGUGGUUACUAGUUGUUAGUGCCAUAUAGAUUCACAUGCAGCUGUGUUGGUUCCUAAUUACUACUUAAUUUCUUUCUGAACUUUUAA
Nicotiana attenuata is the source of this 1077-nucleotide messenger RNA. Its product is annotated as nuclear transcription factor Y subunit C-1-like. Bases 107 to 793 code for a protein of 228 amino acids. Gene Ontology annotation, molecular function: DNA-binding transcription activator activity, RNA polymerase II-specific; DNA binding; protein heterodimerization activity. Lineage: Eukaryota; Viridiplantae; Streptophyta; Magnoliopsida; Solanales; Solanaceae. The transcript is spliced from 2 exons. Gene Ontology annotation, biological process: regulation of DNA-templated transcription. Gene Ontology annotation, cellular component: nucleus. The record is from RefSeq and is a predicted model, not a curated record.